GUGUUUUUUGCUCGGGUUUUUGAAGAAGUUGGUUGGUCUAGAUUUUUUGUUGGGUUCGUCGUAUUUCAUAGUGGUUGUCAGUAUUUAACAGCUUGAUUUGGAAGAGCUGCAAUGGAUUAUGAACUUUCUGAUAGCAGUGGAACUGACGAUGACCUUCCACCAUCACAUCGAAAUAGAUUCCAGAGUGGGGUACGCCCUGCUGGGAAUGGAAGAUCUACAGCGGUUGGUUCUACGUCAAUACCUAGGUUGCAUAGUGAUAUGGAAACUCAAAUACACAACAUCGAGCAAGAAGCAUACACUUCAGUUUUGCGGGCAUUUAAAGCCCAAUCUGAUGCCAUCACUUGGGAAAAGGAGAGUCUAAUUACAGAACUCAGGAAAGAGCUAAGGGUAUCAGAUGAGGAGCACAGGGAGCUCCUAUCCAGGGUUAAUUCUGAUGACAUCAUCCGCAGGAUAAGGGAAUGGAGAAAGACAAAUGGGCUCCAACCUGGCAUGCCAAGCACAGCCCAACCUGCUCACGAUCCCUCUCCUAGUCCCACUGUUUCAGCAUCACACAAGAAGCAGAAGACAUCACAGUCAGUCGCUUCAUUGUCUAUGGGGGCACCUUCUCCUGCAUUGCCAUCUAUGCAACCAUCUUCGUCAGCCUUUAGACGGGGUCCUCCGCCAGGACCUAGGAGCAAGAAGCCCAAAUCAUACCCUUCUGCAGGUUUGACUGGAAGAGCCCAAGCUGCUAAUCGGAGUUCUUCAGGUGCAUUUGCAGCAAAUGAACCUGCAGAGGCUACCAGUUACGAUCUGAUUGGGAGGAAAGUUUGGACACGUUGGCCUGAAGAUAAUCACUUCUACGAGGCUGUCAUAACUGACUACAAACCAGCAGAGGGAAGGCAUGCUUUGGUUUAUGAUAUCAAUACAGCUGAUGAAACUUGGGAAUGGGUUAAUCUCAAAGAGAUUUCCCCAGAAGAUAUUAGGUGGAAGGAUGAGGAUCAAGGAGUUUUUCGUAGAGGUGGCCGGCCUGGACCAGGCCGUGGGAACAAGAAGUCUAUGGCACAUGGUGGAGGACUUGGUGGUGCAGGAAGAGGUAGAGGAACCAUGAAGGGGCAGUCUAGAAAAGAAUUCCCGUUGGCACAAAACGGUAUAGGAAGGAAGGCUUUGGAUGAUAUUGAGAUACUUCAUACGGAUACUCUCAUCAAGGAGGUGGAAAAAGUAUUUAGUGCCAACCAUGCAGAUCCAAUGGAAAUUGAGAAAGCAAAAAAAGUGCUGCAAGAACAUGAACAAGCCCUGGUUGAUGCAAUUGCUAGGCUUGAGGAUGCCUCUGAUGGUGAAAGCGAUGAGGGAGAACAUCCAUUUUCCCAUGGACAAUCAAUGGACCAAAACUCAUGGAGAAAGCUACCAUAUGAUGAAAGAUGGCAACGAGAGUUGGAUCUCAUGAACAUCAAGAUGAUGGCGGCAGUGAGACAUGACCUUUAAGCUUAUCGCUGACAAUUAUCCUGAUUGUGAUUGUAUCAUAGGACUUGAUUGAUCCAAGGCUUCUAGAUUAUAAUUAGUGAAAGAUAUAGUUGGGCAUUACUGUAAUUUUAGUUUCAUUCGAGUGUUGGAAAAUGCUUAUGAUGUAAAUUAUAUUCAUCUAGAGUGAAUAACCUUUAUACUGUCUAAA
Ricinus communis (castor bean) is the source of this 1648-nucleotide messenger RNA. RefSeq names its product protein EMSY-LIKE 3. The record is from RefSeq and is a predicted model, not a curated record. Lineage: Eukaryota; Viridiplantae; Streptophyta; Magnoliopsida; Malpighiales; Euphorbiaceae. Gene Ontology annotation, biological process: defense response to fungus. Gene Ontology annotation, cellular component: nucleus.